This is a messenger RNA of Kogia breviceps (pygmy sperm whale), 842 nucleotides long. The record is from RefSeq and is a predicted model, not a curated record. Lineage: Eukaryota; Metazoa; Chordata; Mammalia; Artiodactyla; Physeteridae.
GGGCGCAGGCCCGGGCUGACUUCCGAGACGCGCAGCUCCGGCCCCAACAUGCGCCGCUUACUGUGCCUGGUGCUGGCCGCGUCGCUCCUGCACGUGUCCCUGCAAGGCGAGUUCCAGAGGAAGCUCUACAAGGACCUGGUCAAGAACUACAACCCCUUGGAGAGGCCCGUGGCCAACGACUCGCAGCCGCUCACCGUCUACUUCUCCCUGAGCCUUCUGCAGAUCAUGGACGUGGAUGAGAAGAACCAAGUGUUGACCACCAACAUUUGGCUGCAAAUGUCUUGGAUAGAUCACUAUUUACAGUGGAAUAUGUCAGAGUAUCCAGGCGUGAAGACGGUUCGUUUCCCAGAUGGCCAGAUUUGGAAGCCAGACAUUCUCCUCUACAACAGAGAGAGAGACCAACUGAAUGAUGAAGGAUGCUCACUCAUGACAUUGGUGGCCUAUGGCAAAAGAACAAAUGGGAACUUGAUUCUAACCAUCUGAGUGCUUCUCACUGGUACUUACCUAGGUAUUCUCAUUUUCCCAGGGUGCAUUAAUGCUUUAGGGAAUUAUUACAGGAUUCCUUAUUCAUUUUGUAAUCAACAGGCAGGAUAUGUUAUGACUAUGACAUAGUUCCUUUGAUGUUCUCAGUAAGCAGAACAUAUGAUGGGUUCCAUUUUAUAGACUUCCAGUAGGUGCCUCUAAAGUCUUGUGGCAGGUGGCAUCUGGGUUUGAAGGUGUCAGUUCUUCCUGACCUUCCAGUGGACAUUGUCACAUUCUUUUUAUCUUGGCUUUGUUGACCCUUUUACCUCAUUUAUUGUGAAAUCCAACUUCAGAUUGAGAGGGAAAAAAAAAAAGUCUUC